UGUUAUAAACAGCUGUUUUUCUUUCCUCGAUUUCAAGACUCAUGGCAGAAUGAAGGGAGAGUAGAACAACAUGUUGCACUCAACUCAUUCAUGGAUUUUAAGGCGUGGAUAAAACUUUUAGUAGCCUAUCAUUUGUGAGUUUUUUUUUUUCUCCAAAGUGGCGUUUGAUGAGGUAAGGUCUCGGAAAUGCUAUAUAGUGUUAUUUCCAGUGGCAAGUAGCAGCAGUAGCUUCGGGCCACACUAGUUUUGUUUUUAAACUUUAACCUAGCAUAGUCUUGCUAUCGGUUGGGACUUUUGUCGCUGGGCUUCGCACAAGUUGUGGAACACCAUGAGGACGGAGGAGCAUCAACAGGAAGGGAUUGUUGUGCCGUGCGGGACAGGAGAGAGGGGCGGCUCAGAUCAGAAAUGAUAGAGCGUCUCCUUGAAUGGGGCGGUGUGUUUUGAUCCGCUCUGCCGUCCUGCAAGAAGUGUAGCUUACCGUCAGGGGGGGCGGCAGCGGUCCGACCGGCGUGGAGGGACACGGCGGAGGGACUCCUGGCUCCCGUGCUAAAACACAAACAAGACCGCUUUGGCUUCAUGUGAAGGCGACUUGGUGAGAUUAUAUUAUCGAUAAAGCCUGCUGUUCUUUGGCCGCUGGUUCGCCAACAAAGGAAUACACUUUAUGCUUCUUUAAUUUCACUGCUGUGGUCGCUUUGUGUGGGUAAAAACAUUGAGAGGGAGACAGCGUCAGAAAGUUGAGAAAUUAGCUGUGACUUUACGGCCACUCGAGAGUAGCGCUGCUUACGCGCGCCUGCGCAAUUACGCACGUACACACACACACACACGCGCUCCCUUUUGUUGUGAAGUUCACUCUCCGUUGAAAGUCUGACAUUUUAAUUCCCGUUAUUGUCAAAACAAGUACAGUUUGAGUGAAUGUGGGAGGAUGGUGGAGAGCCGGAGUUGUGUCCAGAGGGAGGGGGUGUACCGCUGGUUCUCCUCCCUCACGUCAGCCCAGAGAGUCGAGUUCCUGUGCGGCCUUCUGGACCUCUGCGUCCCCAUCGAGCUCCGCUUCCUCGGCUCCUGCCUGGAGGACUUGGCCCGCAAGGACUACCACUCCCUCCGGGAUGCGGAGAUCAAAGCCAACAACCCCGCCGACCUAUCUGGCCUCACCAACAUCACGGACGAGGUGGUGCGCAGCAAGCUUCUGGUGUCCCUCGCCCUGCUCGGCUCGGACAACAGGGAGGCGGCGGUGGUCCUGUACCGGACCCUGACUCACAUAGACACGGUGAUCAACAACUACGGCUUGGCGCUGAACGACGGGAGGACCGAGGAGCAGUUUCUUUUACUAUUCACCAUGGCCUCUCACCACCCGGCCUUUAGCUUCCACCAGAAGCAGGCGCUGAGGCAGCAGCUGAGCCAGAUCCACGACAUCCUGCAGGUGAGCAGAGGAGGAGGAGGAGAGGCCGUGGGCCCUGGCGGGGGUCGAUCUGCCGCGUGUUAUGCUCAGCCACAUCACGACUAUCACCAUCAGAGCGUGUCGCUGCCUCUGGCCUCGCUGCCCCCCGCAGCCUGCUCCCCGCCCGAUGCCAGCGCUGCUUACCUGCCUCUGUCUGCCUGCCAACCCUGCCACACACACUGCACCUGCUGGCACAAGAGCCAGACCAAAGAGGCCGGAGCAGGCUCAGGGUUCACCAUGGGACGACGAGACCAAGCUGUCAGCCAGGAGCUUCCCCCUCCUCAGCCGGACCUCCCUCCCCCUCCCCCUCCCCCUCCCACCCCUCCACCACCUCCACCUCCUCUACCUGCUGGACAGGGUCAGGACGCAGCAGCACCGACCAAUAACCACCAGGGGAAAGCAGGAAAAGUGGUGAUUGAGAAGGUGGUGCUGAGAGGAGUGACACACACGUCUGAAGACACUAGUGAAUAUGUGUUCGAGGCCAGCUGGUCAGAUGGGUUUGUGUCAUCCGUUGUCAGAACUCGGCAGGAAGUGACAGAGCUGCUGAGCCAGCUGUCACAAGCAUUUCCUGAUGACGGAGUGGAGAAAAUUCUCCCGCAGUCCAUAGAACUGGAUGCCAGGUGUCUGACAGCGCUGCCAUGUCCUGUCCUCCAGCACCACAGCGUCCAGCUGUUCUUCACCUCCACCAGGCCUCUCUCACCCAACUGUCCUGCCUCCCUCCCCUCCCCUCUUCCUCCAUUACCCUCCUCCCUUCCAACGGCUCCUGUAGCCCCAACCUGCCCGUUCACCUCCAGCUCUAGUCUUGGCUGUAUGGUUCAGUACAGAGGAGCCAACAGGGCGGUGUACAGAGUGGCCAGUGUCCAGCCCGUCGUCAGCACCCACAGCUCUGUCAUGACUCGCCCCUUUCCUCACUUCUCCUCCCUCCCUCCUCCCCUUCCUCCCUCCGUUCCUCCUCCGCAGCACUCCCCCCAGCUGUCCUCCCUCCCUCCCUCUGUAACAGCCCUACCCACCCAGUGCUCCAUGGCUGGCGGAGGGGAUCCCUCCUCCCAGCCACAUCCCCAACACACUCAGUCCCACUCAUACUCCCAGCACCACCUACAUCCACAAAGCAGCAGUCAGUCCCUGCACCUGUCCCUUUCCCAUCCAACGUCCCACUCACAUUCCCAGUCCCUUUCCUACCCUCAGUCCCAUUGCGUGUCUCGUUCCCAGUCCCAUACACAGGCACCAUCCCAGUGCCAGCCCAAUACUCCGGAGCAGAACGGCAUACUGGACUGGCUCCGCAGGCUUCGGCUCCAUAAGUAUUACCCCGUCUUCAAACAGCUCACCAUGGAGGAGUUUUUAGCUCUGACAGAGGAGGACCUGGACAAGUACGACCUGACCCAAGGAGCAAAGAAGAAACUCAAGACUCAACUAGAGCUACAAAAGACUCAACUAGAGAUACAAAAGGAGAUGAAGAUGGAGAAGCGACCCUGCAGCGGCAUCGCCAGGGUGACGCCAUCUAGUCACAUGGGACCCUCAACACAUCCUACCUCCACUGCAGGAGAGCUGCGAGUGGAGGUGGACGCUGUGCUGCACCGUCACCCCGUCUCCACAGACAGCAGCUCGUCCUCCGGAUACUCCAGCUCUUCCUGCUCGCCCCGAACACCACUCUGCUGUGACUCUGCCUUCGACAGGACCAGAGACAUUCACAGGCAUGUGUCAGCUCUGGAUGCAGUGGGAGGGGGUCCAGAGAAGGACCGGUCCUGUCUCUUCAUCCUGAACUCCAGCUGCCCCGCAGGCUCCGCUCGCCCCACAGCCCAGGUCCUACCUGUUCAAACCGAUCCAGCUCCUCCUCCUCACCCUCCCUCCUGCUCCUCCCACCUCCCCCUAGGCCUCCCGCAGUCUCCCUACCACCCACAGUUCAGUUAUCCCCAGACCCUGCUGUCCCCAGUCUCAAACCCAGCACGCAUCCUGACUUCCCCUCGUAAGCCCAGGCCCCCUCCGCUGUGCACAGACGACAGGACCAAGCCGCUGGGCUCGGGCCUGCCUGUAGCCACGGCAGGCUUCAGCCCAGGGCUCAGUGUGGGGUUGGGGGUGGGGGUGGGGCUGAGGCUGGAGAACCUAUUCCCUGGGAUGAACAUGGGUAGCUCCUCCAAGAUCCAGGACUCGCUGGUUUGCCGUGGCGUGGCGGCGGGUGCCGUGGCGGCGGGUGCCGUGGGUCUGAUGGUGGAAACCAGUUCUGCUCUGACCUCCACCUCAAACAGCCUCCACCAUGUCUCCCACCCCCCACUGCACUUCCACCUAUCAUCCUCCUCAUCCCCUUCUCCUUCUGGAUACUACUCCUACCCGCCUACAUCUUUCUCCUCGCCCUGUCCCUCCACAAAGUCUGGCAGCUCCAGUAGUGGUGGUGGCGGCGGUGGCGGCUGUGGCUUUGUUCCCAUGGCAACCGCGAGCAGUGUUCCUGUGGCUGCUGUGCCCUGCAACACUUACUACCCGACCCAGCCUACCUCUAGCCCCUCCCCUUCCCCCUCCUCUGCCUCUUCAUUGGAUCAGAGUCCGGGUCACACCCCCUCCAUGUGUGUUUGCAGCUUCUGCGGUUGUCGGGGGAACUGUGGUGCCUACGGGACGUUGCCUGGAUACACAGCGGCCGGCUACCUGCAGCAAUUCUCGGCCGGCCCGUCGCUCUUCACCCUGGGUCCUCUGCUCCACCUCAGCCCCCUGCUAGCCUCGUCCAGCGCCGCCGGCGCCACGCCCUUCUCCUACCCAAUGAUGGUGCCGCCGCCCCUCUACCGCCACAGCGCUCCGUCACCUGACCAGCAGCAGGGCUUUGCCAUCUACCAGCCCCAUGGCAUUGUGGGAAACGGAAGCCAGAAACGGGCAGCAGGGAACGUGUCGUGCUAUAACUGCGGCGCCAGCGGACACAGAGCAGAAGAAUGCAAACAGCCGGCCAUGGAUUCAGCACAGCAAGGGACAUUUCGACUGAAGUACACUCCUCAUUCUGACAGUAAGGACUCAGGGGACUAACCAGCAGAAACACCAGUGGAUUUCAGAUGUUAUACUCCUGACACACCUGUACCUCAUGUUCCCGCUGAAGCUAGUGGGCAGCAGCCACAGACUGCCUGCCUCUGAGUAGCCUGUCCAAACGACUGUUGAUCUGAAAGCACAGACCCAUUGUGUAUUUUGUAAUUCUUUUACAGCAGCUUACAGAGACAUGAGAGGACAGAAAAGAAACAGAUUGGCGAGAAGAGGAGAGGAGAGGAGAGGAGCGGAGAGGAGAGGAGCGGCUGUCACAGUCUGUGUCGUCAGAUUAGCUUUAAUCCUUCCUCGGUUCUGGAGAUCUGUAAACUCUGGCUCGCUUCAUUUCAGAGAUGUAGCUAGAACUCUGCCUGUCAUGUUACCUAGUAUGGUGCAGGUCAACCAGAGAGUCUCCAAAUCUGCUUCACAGCUAAAUAACUCAGCAUUCAUAGUCUUCUAGAUGGCUCACAAACCAAAGACACAGCACUCCAGAAUCCUCAUAACAUCCUGGGCACUUGGUCAAGUGCAUUUCUACUUGUCUGAAAUCAUGCCUUUAUUGUGACAGACUAGAUACCUUGGAUAUAUGCCCAGCACCCAUGUUAUCUUCCCUUUGACUGGAUCUGCUGGUAUAAAACUUCUCAUACUGUACUAUUCAAAGUCUUGAUACUUUAUAAAAAAAAGCAGCUCUUUUGUACAGUAUGUCUUGUGAUCAGGUUUGGCUCAUUGUUCUCUAUGUGCUGUACAGUAGAGCCCAGUUACUGUAGUUAAGAGGUGUGUUCCAGUUUAUGCUACAUACUAAUUAUAAGUAUACACUGUAUACUAAUGUUUAUAGUAUAUGGGGUUUGCAGCUAGAAAUUAACAAACCUUUUGUUUUAUACCAACAGGAAAUUAUGCAAUACAUGCAUUGAGCAAAGGCAAUCAAAGUCCGAAUUUAUAACGCAACUGCCUAUAAGAGAAUAGUUGGAGAAUAGUGUCCAUCAUUAGCGUUUUUAGUAUUCAUAUCGACUGCUACAUACUCAAACCCUGCUUUAAAUGAAUGUGUAAGGAUUUGGGACACAGAUAAGACUGACAGUUUAAACUAUAUCACCUUCUUGCUCAUCCUCCUUGGAGAGGAGCAAAAGGGGUGGAGUGUAGGGGGGGAAAGUUACCUUAAAAGGUACUCUGUGGUAUUUUUUUUUACCAGUUGUAGCACUAUGGCGUAAUGUCAUUCGAUGUUCAAAGUGAAUAAAACAGCUUAUGCCAGCCUAGCGUUAGAGUUCCACAACUGACGUUACACAUAACCUAUACAAGUCCAAUUUUGUAUGUACAAUUUGUGUCCCCUUCAAUAAUUGCUCUGCGUCUGUUAGAUGAAAUGUAUGCCCAUGACCAAGGAUUACAGUACAAGUUUCAAUCCAACAUACGAUGGCUAUGAGUCAAGAAAUGUGGACAUGGAGUAUCUAACCCCUGUGCCUAACCCUCAUCAUUGAAGCGUGUGUGGACAGGUGACACUUUGAAACUGGAAUCCCUCUUCAGCAGCUGGGGAAUCACAGAGGGAUACUGCACCAGCCACCUUCUUUUUCCAUGAAAGCCCUUCCCCUUAGGGGUGAUCUGUAGUACAGCCUCUCUAUCUCUGAGCCAACCUGAGAGCAAAGUGGCCUCCAGUGCCAAAUACUGCUCCUCUAUACCAAGACAAUCAGAAUGCACACUGAAUAUUUUCAGAAACUUUGUCUUUGUAUCUUUAGUUCACACACCAGUGUUCAUUUCAAAAGUGCCAAUUUGUUUUCAGUUCAAUUUGAUGAUGAUUGAUUUUUCAAGGUAUUGUAAUGUAAUGUCGAGCGGCCUGUACGUUAAUCCUGAAGUUGUUCUCACUCCAGGAGAGAUGGAGCUGACUCUUUUUCUAAUUAAUAAGCACAUGCUUUAUGCAAAUGACAAUUUAGGACUGUUUAAAUUGGAAAGAGUCUAAGUAAGUUGGAAUAUGUUUCACAGUGUAUUCAAGUGUCUGACUGUGAGUGAGUUGCUGGGCAGGACCCAGAGUUCUACAGACACAAGGACAGCUGGUCCUUCAGAUGAAACUCUAUCUGUACCCCUGGAGGGCACAGCACCCAUUUCAAAAUAGUAAAUACUGAACAUUCAGUAUGUGUAACAACUUCUGUCUGUUGUUUAAAAUAAGACAACAAUGUUUUUGUUUUGUUUUUUUAUUGUAGAAUAAAUGUCUUUGCAGCAUCGCCUUUUCGCAGAAAUAAGAGGCUUACAAUCAACCAGCCGUCGAUUGUGCAGGUUCAUUGUUCAUUUACAUUUCUGUAACGGCGCAACUGUCUUUAUGAACGUAUAAAAACAAUUUUUUUCAAUGGUUGCACAGUACAAGAAAAAAAUGCCUCGAUAGAUACCAAAGAGUGCCUUCUUUUGAGGUUCGUAGGCCUCAUUUCCACUGCAUGGUUCAGCUAACAGCUAUGGAAGAGGAUUAAGUCCAAAAAUAUAUUUGAGUUCUGAGUUUAAAGUCAGAAUUUUUUUUUACUUUAUAGUAUUCUGACUUUUAUCCAAGAAUUUUUCUCAGAAUUCUGACUUUAAACUAGAGAUGGCCCAAUACAAUUUUUUGC
Molecule: messenger RNA, 7005 nt
Organism: Perca flavescens (yellow perch)
Lineage: Eukaryota; Metazoa; Chordata; Actinopteri; Perciformes; Percidae
Gene: zcchc14
Product: zinc finger, CCHC domain containing 14
Exons: 14
Coding region: 923-4438 (1171 amino acids)
Molecular function (GO): nucleic acid binding; zinc ion binding
Source: RefSeq, a predicted model, not a curated record